Molecule: messenger RNA, 761 nt
Organism: Terrapene triunguis (Three-toed box turtle)
Lineage: Eukaryota; Metazoa; Chordata; Testudines; Emydidae
Gene: INHA
Product: inhibin subunit alpha
Exons: 1
Biological process (GO): SMAD protein signal transduction
Cellular component (GO): extracellular region
Molecular function (GO): growth factor activity; cytokine activity
Source: RefSeq, a predicted model, not a curated record
AUGUGCCAUGUGAGCCACCCCAGCCGGACGAGCUCCCGGAGGACGAGAGCGUUUUCACCUACCUCUUCCAGCCUUCACCUCACACCCUGAGCCGCGUGGUGACAUCCACCCAGCUCUGGUUCCACACAGGCCCUGACCUCGUGCCCCCUGGCUCAUCAGCUGCUGCCAACCGCUCCGCAGGGGGGGCAGACGUGCUGAUCCUGUCGGGGCAGGGCCGGGUCACCGUGGCAGCCACUGUGGUGCAGGCAGCCGAGCAGUGGACGGUCUUUCACUUCGCCGCGCCCUUCCUGCACUACGUCUCCCAGAAGCUCUUUGUGCUGCUGGUGCGCUGCCCGGGCUGCCCCUGCACGGCCGAUGCAGACAAGAUGCCCUUCCUCAUGGCCACCACCAAGCCCAAAGGGCCGGACAGAGCCCGCCGCUCCUCCGUGCCCUGGUCCCCGGCUGCCCUCAACCUGCUGCAGCGCCCGUCAGAGGACGCCGCAGCCCACGCUGACUGCCACCGGGCCGCCCUCAACAUCUCCUUCGAGGAGCUGGGCUGGGACAAGUGGAUCGUGCACCCCAGCAGCUUCGUCUUCCACUACUGCCACGGCAGCUGCUCCGACGCCCACACCCUGAGCCACACGCUGGGCUUCCGGCUGUGCUGUGCGGCCCUGCCCAGCACCAUGCGCUCCCUACGCGUUCGCACCACCUCCGACGGCGGCUACUCCUUCAAGUACGAGACUGUGCCCAACAUCCUCACCCAGGACUGCGCCUGCAUCUAG